AUGGCUAUCCAAUCGAUUAUGAUCAUCAAUAAGUCUGGGGGGCUCAUAUACAACCACAACUUCAUCGAGCCCCGAGGCCAGAUGAACAGCAAUGAUUACUUGAUCAUUGCAGGGACAUUGCACAGUGUUUUCGCAAUAGCUACCCAGUUAACGCCACUUGCGGUGCAAAUCAACAACAAAGCAGCGCAAAACGCAGAGUCAGAUGUGCCUUAUAUUGCUGGAAUUGGAGUGAAUACCGAAUCCAAGGGGGGUCCUCGAGAACUAGGAAGUUUCAUGGGACCUGACUAUUUCCAAGAGUCAUUCACGAACUGGAACAAGAGUGGUCUCAGGCACAUGGUCACGGACGAUUUUUCGAUGUUUGUGUUCCAGAGCUUGACGGGCUUGAAGUUCGUGCUAGUGAGCACCAACAACUUCAGAAGCAAUACCAGCGUAAGCAUUGCCGAGAAUUUGUUGCGGAAAGUGUAUUGCGUUUACAGUGAUUACGUGAUGAAGGAUCCUUUCUAUUCACUCGACAUGCCCAUUCGCUCUGAACUGUUCGAGUCCAAGGUCAAGGAGCUCAUAGACAAUUUGUGA
Messenger RNA from Kluyveromyces marxianus DMKU3-1042, 573 nucleotides. RefSeq names its product TRAPP subunit TRS23 (gene TRS23). The coding region runs from base 1 to 573 and encodes 190 amino acids. Gene Ontology annotation, cellular component: TRAPP complex. Gene Ontology annotation, biological process: endoplasmic reticulum to Golgi vesicle-mediated transport. The record is from RefSeq and is a predicted model, not a curated record. The transcript has a single exon. Lineage: Eukaryota; Fungi; Ascomycota; Saccharomycetes; Saccharomycetales; Saccharomycetaceae.